AUGAAUAAGUUAAUUGAGGUGAAACAGAAUAUACAUAUUUAUUAUUAUUCAAGCAGUCAAACUACUCAUACCACGAAACCUGACGGGACUGAAAUAAUCAAAUUUAAAAACGGACAGUCAGAGACCCAUUAUCGAAACGGCUCCAAGGACAUAAUAUUUCCUGAUGGCACAAUCAGACAUGUGCUUCCCUCUGGAGAAGAGAAAAUUAAAUUCUCUGAUGGAGUCACACAAAGAGUUCUAACUAAUGGAGACAAGAUCAUUGACUUCCCUGAUGGGCAGAGAGAAACACACACAUCUCUGUACAAAAGAAGAGAGUAUCCUGAUGGGACUGUGAAGACAGUGUAUCAAGAUGGCCGUCAGGAGACCCAGUAUGCUAAUGGCAGGCUAAGGAUUAAGGACCCAGAUGGGAGAGUUGUUUUAGACAGAUUACCCACAGUGCCUCCUCCUCUAAAAGCCACUCCUCAUUCGUUCUCUCAACCUUCUUGAAGCUAUGAUGUCCUUAUGAUGUCUGUGACCAAUGUUUUUAAAUGCAUCUAUUAUGAACAGUCUGGUGUUUCAUUUAACCUUCUUCUUCUUCAUUUAC
Messenger RNA from Amphimedon queenslandica, 583 nucleotides. RefSeq names its product centromere protein J-like. The coding region runs from base 1 to 486 and encodes 161 amino acids. The record is from RefSeq and is a predicted model, not a curated record. Lineage: Eukaryota; Metazoa; Porifera; Demospongiae; Haplosclerida; Niphatidae. Gene Ontology annotation, cellular component: centriole; centrosome. Gene Ontology annotation, molecular function: tubulin binding. The transcript is spliced from 5 exons. Gene Ontology annotation, biological process: cilium assembly; centriole elongation.